Molecule: messenger RNA, 2233 nt
Organism: Cynoglossus semilaevis (tongue sole)
Lineage: Eukaryota; Metazoa; Chordata; Actinopteri; Pleuronectiformes; Cynoglossidae
Product: tectonic-3
Exons: 14
Coding region: 369-2150 (593 amino acids)
Biological process (GO): cilium assembly; smoothened signaling pathway
Source: RefSeq, a predicted model, not a curated record
CUUACUCCCAUCUUCACGGCUCGCUGCUGCCUCACCGGGGGACAAUGUAUUAACGUGAAAAGUGUGCACUAAAUGUGUGUCGAAAGAACAAUCAAUUUAGACGGUUGAAAAACGUGUGCCCCUGUAUUACGUUCUUUACGGUAUCUCCCCUUUGAAACGGAAGUAUCUCUGACAACUUCCUUAGAAACGACUCGCUUGUAUUUACAACGCUUUAUGGCGGUCACAAUUUUUCCUGUAGCCUAGCCUCGGCUUAUGUUACUUACAAACGUAUUAAACGUGUGCGUCAGUCGGGAGAAAUUGUCCCAGCUAACUUUGGCUAAUAUGCUAUAUCGCUAACUGAGAACCUCAGCCUUCCUCAAUGUAAUGAGAUGAACUCCCUUCGACGGUUUCUUUUACUUGUCUUUAUAACCAUCGCCCUGUGUGCACUUUUGAUAAGCGCAGCCACAGAGUUCGGGAUAUCGUCUACCACCACAGAUACUCCAGCAAAUGUGGAGGCCAUAAACUCCACGACCCCUGCUCCGGGUGGCACAGAAGCAGGGGUCUCCACCAGCAUCGGUAGCACAAGCGAAUCGGCGGCUCCCACUGAGUCCCCGGAAGUCGCCACUUUCACGAUGCAGCCGCAGCUUGUGCAGCCCCAACGGGACUGCCUGUGUGACUUGACCCCUGACUUCUGUGACAUUGGCUGUUGCUGCGACACAGUAGACUGUGGUGUCACAAACUUGAGUACCGUCUUCACUGGAUGUCAACAGAAAGCUAGACCAGAAGUAUGCAUCGAAAAAUGGCUAAUUUUUAGGGGAAAUGUGGAAUCCUCUCUUCUCAGUGUGACCGACUCCUUGUUCUGUGUCCAAACACAGGAUAAAGCAGCCCCGUCUGUCCAGGAUGGCCUUGCUCCUUCUGCAUCCUUGGGUGAUUCAUACCAUUUCUCACCACCGACACCUCCAAGCAUCAGCCACACCAGACCAUUUUACAGGGUUGAUGAUGUCAUCCAGACCUUCAUGGUCUCCUCACGUGUGCGCGGUCUCCUUCGUCAGCCAGCUCCAGGUGCUGCGGCUUCGUUCUGUAUGGAUCGAAACCCUGCAAGGUUCUUGAGGUCUUUGUCUCAAUCCUGCAGCAGGAUUAUGACUCCCCAGGCCUGUACCACAGACCCAGCUUUCAGUGCCAGCACCUACUUCUCUGACUUGUAUCUGCUCAAGAUUCCAAUUGAUGGGUCAAAACAAGUGUCCGACUCUCUGAUCCCAGUUACACCACUGUCAGAGUGGCCUGAACCAGUUCAACAAAACAACUCCUGCGUUAACGCCGUAAAAAGUGUAGAGUUUAUCAUUGGGUACACGGGCAGGGGAGAACUCACAUUUGCAAAUGUGAACGUCGCAUUAGCUGAUGUGGAUUCCACAGGCCUGCUGCUGCAGACACACUCUGUGAAAUUUCAGAUGGACACAUCAAGGUCCACUCCAGAACCGGACCUUGCAUUCGGACUGAGGGUGGGAUCUCCGAUUAUUGGCCGCAUUGGAGGAAAAGUGGAAGCUUUGACCACACUGGGGUUGUCUCCAGGUGGGACGUGUUCCUCCGAGCGCGGCGGACGAGUGUCCAUCUCCUUCACACACAACAGCAUCACAGGCUGCACAAUCAGUUACCCAUCGAGCAACUGUUCAGAGCUGAGGUCCCAGGUUUAUGGAAUCCUGCAGGGACCUGGUGUCCCUGAGGAAAUCAGCAUGAACUUUGGCUCUCAGCCAUACUGGACCAGGGUCAUCGUCCAGGAGUGUCCUGUGAGCCCGCAGGAAACAUGGGAUUUUGGCUGCAUACUCCCCAAAUCCCUCUCCAUCCAAGUGCUUUGGGCUCGCCAGGGUCUAGUUGACCUUCCUCAGAACUACAUCCUUGGAGCCAAAUACAUUUUCAAGUGUGAAACUUUUAAGAGUGCGCUAUCGUCCCGUCUCAUUCUCACCACCCAUGUAACAUUCACGGACACUACAGUUUACCCCAUCUCCCCCAGAGGUUCACCUAAACCCGACUGGAAGUUUCCUUUCAGUUUCUUUUUGAGAGGCAUGGAUGAGCUGGACGGACACACCGUUUCCAGCGGCACGGAGAAGUUCGCUGGAUCUUUAAUGCUGCUCACAGUCAUGUUGUUAACAGGCUGGGAGAUCAUGACAAGGUAGCUGGACACGGGAUACAAAUAAAACCUUUAAGACUUUUAUUUAAAGAUAAGAGAAGAAAAAGAAAAAUCACAUUUUAAAUACAA